Messenger RNA from Ylistrum balloti, 726 nucleotides. Its product is annotated as small ribosomal subunit protein mS40-like. Gene Ontology annotation, molecular function: structural constituent of ribosome. Gene Ontology annotation, cellular component: mitochondrion; ribosome. NCBI's taxonomy places the organism in Eukaryota, Metazoa, Mollusca, Bivalvia, Pectinida, Pectinidae. Gene Ontology annotation, biological process: mitochondrial translation. The record is from RefSeq and is a predicted model, not a curated record. The transcript has 6 exons. Bases 36 to 650 code for a protein of 204 amino acids.
GCUUAACACAUGUUGAUCUUGUACUUGAUGGAAAGAUGAUUCGUGCUAUUUCUACAAAUGCAUGCAAACAAAUUCUUCACGAUAUAGUUAUUCCAAAGGCAGUACAACAGAGACCAAUAUCUGUAACCUGUAUUUGCCUUGCAAGAGAUGAAGCAAAUGAAAGAGUGGUACGGGAUGCUAGAAAAGGAAUAGAAUACAAACCAGCAGAUGCAGAGACAAGUAAACGAUACCUGGCUAGUAAAGCCUACAGAGAAACAUACGGUGACGAUGUUGUGUGGAAGCAUUACAGACGGAAUUUUAGAGGUCACAUUGCUCCAGAAACAAGGUUAACAUGUGUGCGAAAGGGUUUUAUCAGUACUGGAAAUGCUUGUCCAGUGUGCAGAGACCAGUACUUAUGUCUCAGUUUUGAGAACAGGGACUUACUACAACAGUUUUUAGACCCAAUGACGGGAGAGUGUCUACCUAGUAAAGUCACAGGCCUGUGUCAGCAACAACAUAAACGCCUUAUGUUUGAGGUGGCCAAGGCUCAGGAUUAUGGAUAUUUAGAGAAAUAUUUUCCUCUGAGAAAAUACAACUAUUCAGAGUACUACAGGAUGGCAGGAUUGACCAAGGAAAUGUUGGAUGCAGAGGCAGAAGAGAUGAUGAAUUAAGACCAUUAGAACAGGACGAGAAUUCAUUAGGAAUUUUAUGAGUGGCAUUUGAUGAAAUAAAACAAAUUCUUAUUUA